AUGGCCGGAACCGACAAACCCGAGCAGAAUUCCGUGGAAUCGGUUGUGAAAUACGUUGAAGCUCUAUUCAAUACCAUAAAUCACAUGCUCAUAGGAUACGUUACAAUCUAUUUAUCGUACUUGACCUACCUGAAUGGGUUCAAAGGUGUUCUAACAUGGCAUAUGUUUCUUUGUGCAGUUGGUUACCACUUCUUUAUGGCGGAAUCGUUCCUGACACUUUACUCGUCCAACUCGUGGACGAUGCAGAAUGCAAUUGAUACAAAACGACGCCUACAUUGGAUGCUGCAGCUCAUAGGCUGUAUUGCGAUUUUUGUCGGUAUCGGAAUCGAAAUCAAAGACAAAGACGAUGCGAAGCGUAGCCACUUCAAGUCCGACCAUGCGAUAACCGGCUUAGUUUCAAUGGUGUUCAUAUGCUUGUCAAUGUUGAACGGAUUGGCGUCGCUGUACGCUGUGAAAAUCAGACACAUUAUCAAGCCCGUCUACAUCAAGUUGACUCACUAUCUAUGCGGAAUCGUGGCGUUCGUUGUUGGUAUGGUUUCAUUGAUGCUGGAAUAUUCUCCGAGGAGGUUGCAAACAGCGGAGAAUGCAAACAUGCUGACUGUUUUCUCAUCGGUUGUUGUUGUGCUGACAGUCAUCGGAGCCAUGAAGACUAUGUACGGUCAACUGAAGGGCGUUUGCCGGUAG
Ochlerotatus camptorhynchus is the source of this 684-nucleotide messenger RNA. RefSeq names its product transmembrane reductase CYB561D2-like. The record is from RefSeq and is a predicted model, not a curated record. Gene Ontology annotation, molecular function: transmembrane monodehydroascorbate reductase activity; heme binding. The transcript is spliced from 4 exons. Bases 1 to 684 code for a protein of 227 amino acids. Lineage: Eukaryota; Metazoa; Arthropoda; Insecta; Diptera; Culicidae.